Penicillium arizonense is the source of this 1308-nucleotide messenger RNA. Its product is annotated as acyl-CoA dehydrogenase family protein. The record is from RefSeq and is a predicted model, not a curated record. NCBI's taxonomy places the organism in Eukaryota, Fungi, Ascomycota, Eurotiomycetes, Eurotiales, Aspergillaceae. The coding region runs from base 1 to 1308 and encodes 435 amino acids. The transcript has 4 exons. Gene Ontology annotation, molecular function: oxidoreductase activity, acting on the CH-CH group of donors; flavin adenine dinucleotide binding.
AUGUCGCCGUGUGCAUCACAGAGACGGGGUAUAAUCGAACCCUUUGGAAGCUACACGCCCUUCGCGGAGCCUGCGUGGUAUAAUGCUUUGGCAUCCCCGUAUUACAAUGAUAGUCAUCGAGCGUUGAGAAAUUACGUGCGUGAUUACAUUGAAAAAAAUGUGGAACCGUACGCAGAGCAAUGGGAGGAGGAUGGAAAUGUUCCCAAAGAAGACAGUGUCAAAUUUAUCCGCGCCGGGCUCGCUUUCCAAGAUUUACCACCGGAAUACCGGAACGGAGUGCCUCUGCCCUGCAGUAUACCAUACCAUGAAUGGGACAUCUUCCAUUUUAUUGUGUUGAAAGCCGAAAUGGCUAAGAUCUAUGGUGGUGUGCCUACUGGGCUCAGUGGCUCGUCGGCGAUAGGUGCUCCACCUAUAGUGCACUUUGGCACCGAGACACAGAAGGAAAAAUGGUUGCCCGGCAUUUUGACUGGGGAAGUCAGCUUUUGUCUCGCGGCAACAGAGCCCACCGGUGGUUCCGAUCUUGCCAACUUGAAGACGACUGCAGUGAAGGACUCAACAGGAAAGUGGUACAUCGUGAAUGGUCACAAGAAAUGGAUCACUGGUGCGGCACAAGCCACGCACAUGACGACGGCAGUUCGAACUGGUGGUUCCGGACCUGGAGGUGUUUCUGUGCUUGUUAUAGAGACAAAUUCCCCAGGCAUAAGCAUGCGAAAAAUCAAAAACAGCGGCUCCAACGCCUCAAAUAGCCAGUGGGUUACACUAGAAGAUGUGAGAGUUCCAGUAAAGAACUUGAUCGGCCAAGAGAACCACGGUUUUCAAACUCUGAUGACAAAUUUCAACCGAGAGAGACUUAUUAUCUCUGUCAACGCGAAUUCCUUGGCCAGAAUAUGUCUCAAAGACGCCUAUGAGUACGCCAAGGACCGACAUACUUUUGGCAGGCCUUUGAUGUCCCACCAAAUCAUUCGUGCCAAGCUUGCGACGAUCGCAAGGUACUUGGAGGCACACUGGGCAUGGAUCGAGCAGCUGGCCUAUCAUGUUAAGGUGAACAAUGGUGCGAUGGAUGAUUUGUCUGCACGUAUUGCUUUAGCCAAGGUUCAGGGUGGUCGCCUCUUGGAACUGGCAAACCGUGAAGCGCAACAAAUUUUUGGUGGUGCUGGUUAUCAACGUAGUGGUAUCGGUGCUCGCGUAGAACAAAUUAGCCGGGAUUUGAGGAUGCUUGUCGUUGGUGGUGGAAGUGAGGAAAUCUUGACUGAUUUGGCUAUCAGGCAGGAGGAGUCCUGGUCGAAGAAGAGAGCGUCACAAUUGUGA